CACUUUGAUCAAUAUGAAGAAGGGCACCUGGAGAUAGAGCAAGCAUCUCUAGACAAGCCUAUAGAAUCGGAUAAUAUUGGACACCGCUUACUCCAGAAACAUGGGUGGAAGCUGGGCCAGGGAUUGGGAAAGUCACUGCAGGGGAGGACAGAUCCCAUCCCUAUCGUCGUCAAGUACGAUGUCAUGGGCAUGGGGCGGAUGGAAAUGGAGCUCGACUACGCCGAAGAUGCCACUGAGCGGAGGCGUGUACUGGAGGUGGAGAAAGAAGACACGGAGGAGCUGAGGCAGAAAUACAAGGAUUAUGUUGAUAAAGAAAAGGCGAUUGCCAAAGCUUUGGAAGACCUCAGAGCAAACUUCUACUGUGAACUCUGUGACAAGCAGUAUCAAAAGCAUCAAGAGUUUGACAACCACAUAAACUCAUACGAUCAUGCUCACAAGCAGAGGUUGAAAGAUCUCAAGCAAAGGGAAUUUGCUCGCAAUGUGUCUUCAAGAUCACGGAAAGAUGAAAGGAAGCAGGAGAAAGCCCUCCGGCGUCUACACGAACUGGCUGAACAGAGAAGACAGCCUGAAUGUGCUCCUGGAAGUGGACCCAUGUUCAGAACCACCACGGUGGCUGUGGAUGAGGAAGGUGGAGAUGAUGAUGAUUCUGCAGCCAACAGCAGCUCUUUCAUCCAGACGACUUCUGGCCAAGCUACAGAGAUGACUAUGGACAGAGGUUUCCUAAACACUGGACAAGCGGGUGGCACCGUUAUGCCAAGCCAAAUGCCCAUCCAGACAGCGCAAGCGAUCAGCUUUGGCAUUAAGAGUACUUUGGGAACUCCGCUGCAGAAGAUAGGAGUGUCGUUUUCAUUUGCCAAGAAGACUCCGGUAAAGCUUGAGACCAUAGCUUCUGUUUUCAAGGACCACGUGGAAGAAUCGAGUUCUGCAGAUGGAGCAAAAGCUGAUGAGAGAGGGUCCUCAGAUGCAGGGAGCCUGCAGAAAUCUGGCGAGGGCGAAAGCACAAGUAAUUCUGACAGCAAGGCGGAGGAAGAUGACCAACACGACAAAGAUAGUGGGUCUCUAGCCACUACGUUAUCUAAACUAAAAAAGAUGAGACGAGAAGAUGGACCAAUGGCAGUUGAACCAGAAUACUACCACUAUAUUCCCCCAGCCCAUUGUAAAGUAAAGCCUAAUUUUCAAUUCCUGCUUUUCAUGAAGUCUACCGAUCAAAUGGAAGCUGAAAAUGUGAACAAAAAAACCACACAUGAAGUUAAAAAGGGCAGUUCUCCAAAACCCAAACCUGGCAAGCACACGGAGAAGGCUGCUGAGAGCACGGGUCAGCAGAAGGAGCAGAGUACUACUGAAACUGCGGCUCAGCAGAGCAAAACAGAACUAAAAGAAGUCCCAGAAAACACGAGUCCGCAGGAGAGCAAGCAUCUUGCAGAGAGCAACCUCCCCGAGCCAGACACUACUAAAGAAGUUGCUCAGCCUGUCCCAAGCUGCAAAGAUGUUGCUGAAGGACCAAAGCAUCCAACGGGACCUUUUUUCCCCGUUCUGAGUAAAGAUGAGAGCACGACUCUCCAGUGGCCUUCAGAGCUUCUCAUAUUCACCAAAGCAGAACCAUCUGUUUCAUACAGUUGUAACCCCCUGUAUUUUGAUUUCAAGCUCUCUCGUAACAAAGAUGCUAAAGGUAAAGGGGCAGAGAAAUCUAAGGACCCGGGGGGUCUUUGUAAAGAAAACGUUCAGAGCACGGAAUCUGGCGAGAUCAGCAAACCCAAGGAGGCAGAAAGCGUAGCUAACAGUUCUACUCUAAAAAUGGAAACCAAAUCUCUGUCCUCCUGUGGCUCCCAUAACAAGCAGGACUCCAAUUUGGCAAGCGUGAGUAAGGGAGAGGGAGAGGACGGUGGUAAAAGCAUAACUGGUAAGAGUAAAUCUGGAAGAUCCCAUAAACACAAAAAGAAAAAGAAGCACAAAAAGUCCGGCAAACACAAACGUAAACACAAGGAAGAAGCUGAUGAGAAGAGCCGAAAAACUGACCUGGGGGAAGAGAAACCCAAGAAACGGAAAAGACACAGGCACAAAAAAAUAAAAUCUUCUCUUUCUACUGAAUCGGAACGGGCACUAAAAACCGAACUGUCUGAAGACUGUAGCCAUUUCCAGAAGAAAAAGUGGUGCUCUCAGGAGUCCCAGAGGAAGUCUCUGUCUGCUGAAGAGGGAAGCAGCGGUAAAAAAGAGGACGGUGGUAACUCCUGCCCGGAGCACGGCAGCAGAAAACACAAGGCUGACCUGCAGCAGUUACCUGCUUCGAGAAGACGGUGUUUGGCUCCUUCCCUGGGCAGGACCAGCCACCGGAGCCGGCAGAGCAGCGGGGACUACGACAGCGACGAGGGCUCUCACAGGAAGCACUGCCGGCAGAAAUCCCCGUCGCAGUACAGCGACGAUUAUGACUCCGGCAGCGACCACUCCAGGAGCCGCUCCAGGUCGGGACGGAGACACUCCUCUCCCAGGUCUUAUUCCACCAGCUCUGACGCCUCCUCGGACCACAGCCGGUACAGCCGUCGGAGAAGUUACUCAGAUGAUAGCUACAGCGAUUACAGUGAGAGGUCACGGUGCCAUUCAAAGCGGUCCCACGACUCGGAGGAUGACUCUGACUACAACAGCUCAAAUCACAGAUCGAAGCGGCGCAAGUACUCCUCUUCUGAAGAUGACUACAGUUCAAGUAGGAGCAGGUCGAGGAGUCGAAGUAGGAGCCGAACCCACCCUCGAGGCAGGUCAAGAUCAAGAAGCCGGGGCAGAACACGCAGCAGCAGCUGCAGCCGCAGUCGAAGCAAGAGGAGAAGCCGAAGCGUAACGGGUCGUAGCUGGAAACGGAGCCGCAGCUAUAGCAGGGAUCGCAGUCGCAGUACAAGAAGCCACUCGCAGAGGUCCCUCUCGCGAAAGGGCUCUCGAGGCCACGAGAGCCCUGAAAAGAGGAGGUCCGGGAGAAGAGACUUCAUCAGGUCCAAAAUCUAUCGCUCGCAGUCUCCUCACUAUUUCCGGACAGGCCGAAGUGAAGGAUCAUCGCUGAAGAAAGAAGACGGCAAAGGAGAGGAUCUGAAAGGCUCUGGCUCGCUCUCCCAAAACAGCAGUGGCUCUGGCACAGGGAGGGCCUCAGAAGGCGACUGCAGUCCGGAGGAGAGAAACUCCGUCACUGCAAAACUUCUCCUGGAAAAGAUUCAGUCCAGGAAGGUUGAGAAGAAGCCCUGCGUCACUGAUGAGAUGCUGGCAGGGGCAAACAAGGUGGGCAUAAAGCUCAAAGAUCCUCCCCAGGGCUACUUUGGCCCAAAACUUCCUCCUUCCUUAGGCAACAAACCGGUUCUCCCCUUAAUUGGGAAACUGCCAACCGUUCGAAAACCAAAUGCCAAAAGAUACGAAGAUUCUGGCUUGGAGAGGGGUGAGGAACAAGAGCUGUCCGAUUCUGAGGAUGUUUCCCAGGGCAUUGAGGAGGCUCAGCUGGGCGGCCAGUCUCUCCUGGAAGAAGUGGUGAUGGUGAUUCAGGACAAAGCUCUGGAUGAGCAGAAACGUGACGAACCUGCCGUGGAAAUGCCGUCCAUUCCCCUCGAAGCACCGGCACUCCCCGAGUGCUUUGGUUCUGGAGAUCUGGUCAUGCCACACAACUUCCUCUCGGAUCCGAGCGACGGCGAUGGGCUAGAACCGAUGGACGGGGGCAACCAACCGGUCCCCGUGGAAACCGGUAUGAUGCCCUUAGUUCCAGAUGUCGAGCACUUUCCUGGCUACGUGCCUCAGAGUGGGGAGCCGAGCAUCGAAGGGGAUCGGGAAGGAGGAGAAGACUCCUCUCUAGCACCGCUGGAGAGCCAGCCCAUCACUUUUACACCCGAAGAAAUGGAGAAAUACAGUAAGCUGCAGCAAGCUGCUCAGCAGCACAUUCAGCAGCAACUCCUGGCAAAGCAGGUCAAGGCCUUU
Molecule: messenger RNA, 3942 nt
Organism: Balearica regulorum gibbericeps (East African grey crowned-crane)
Lineage: Eukaryota; Metazoa; Chordata; Aves; Gruiformes; Gruidae
Source: RefSeq, a predicted model, not a curated record